GUUGCGCCACCCCGCCCUCUGGUGGUUGAAACAAAGUCACCUCUGGGCCACCGUAGGCAUCUCAAUCCAACCAGCUGUGCUGCCGUUAGAUUGUCACUUCCUGGGGUUUGCACUAACUGGGGAUGGAAAGGUGUGUUCACUCGAUCACGAGGGCAUCAGGUGUCAGGGACAAACCGUUGAAUUCCGUCCACUAAUAUGGUCUGAUGUUUCUCUCACAUGGGGGAAAUGUCAGCUGCUGCUCCUCAUGGACACCACAUGUAGAAACGACACCUCCCUCCCCGUGUGCUACGAGGAGUCGUCGGGUCCGCUCGCCGUCAUCAUCAUCCCGUCCCUGUUGGCUCUCAGCACAGUCUCGGUGGUGAUCCUGAUCUUCUGCAGCCUGAACAAGCAAAGAGGACAGAGCAGCCCGUCCCAUGCUACCAACGGCCAGCUGAGCGUUCCUCUCUCCGCAGCUCCUCUCAGCACUCCGAGGGGCCGGCAGGACUUGUGUCCGUGGGAAAUCCCAGAAGAGUGUGUGCUGGAGGGACUGGAGUUCUGGCAGACGGGCCGCUACGGCCCCAUUUGUAAAGGUCUGCUGAGGAAGAGAGACGGUUCCUCCUCCGCUGUGGUGGUUAAGUCUCUUCGAGAUGGCCCCGACCGCCCAGAGGCCGGGGAGUUUGUGGAGUGGCUCCUGUUCCACGCCACCGUGUGUAGACACGAGAACGUGGUGCGGAUGUGGCACUGUCAGACCAGGCGUCUGCCCAUGUAUCUGGUCUUGGACGCCUACAGCCCCGGGAACCUCCUCCACUUCCUCUGGACACUCAGAACUGGAGAUCCAAACACAGCAGAUCCGCUGCAGAACUUCUCCGAGAGGUCGGUGUUUCUGGUGGCCAAGCAGGUUGCGGCCGGCCUGGAUUACCUGAUGUCCGAGCACAGGCUGGUGCACGGCGAUGUUGCCGCCAGGAACAUCUUAAUUGGCCCCGGCCUCUCGGCGCGCGUGUCGGGACUGGGCGUGGCGUUUGAAGGUCGCAAAAUGGAUCCAGCGUUGAGGCCGAGGGCGGCAGGGGUGCCUCUGAAAUGGCAGGCUCCGGAGAGGAUCAGGGCGCAGCUCAGCAUCGACAGGAGCGACGUGUGGUCGUUUGGAGUCUUGCUGUACGAACUGGUGACCUUAGGCGCUCCUCCGUAUCCGGAGCUGGAGCCUCUGUCGGUGCUUCCAAAGCUGCAGGCGUCUCACCGGAUGAAGAGGCCAGGGGAUUGUGGAGGACCUCUGUACGAUCUGAUGAAGUACUGUUGGAUGUGGAGUUUCAAGGACCGGCCUGCGUUCUCGGCCGUCGUCAAGCUGCUGGAAGCCUCGCUGCACCUCGCCGCCACCAAGCCCCUCCGCGUUCCCGAGGUCGUAGACAUAUUUGACUACAACAGAAAGGCGGGACUGCUCUCUUGACACGCGUGUGCAAAACAAAUGUGGCGGGACUCAUUAAAAGGAAAUUAUCGACAUACACAAUUAAGUCUGAUUGUCCCUCUGGCUGUAACAUCCUCUCGAGGAGCUGCCUUCCAAUGAAUUUGCACAUCGGUGAUCCAACACAUUGAUGAACUAAGACGGGAGGCAAGUUUAUUGGAGUUUUUCUCUUUAUUGUCAAAAAUCUACAGACUCAAACACACAUAUGUCAUGAAGAUCUUUUUUUUUUUUCAUUUUAUUCAUCAUUGGGAAAAGUACAAUUUUGUAUCUAUAACGCUCUUGGCAUGCAUACAUUACUGUUUGCAAACCAAAACACCCACACAGGAAAAGCUGAAUGCACUAGAGUAGAGUUGUGUUCAAACUGUGAAUGCACGUUACACGGGAGAUUGUUCUUCUUCACAACACUGGAUAUCACAAACCAUGUCAAGAGCCACGGUGGGUUCACACCGACUUCUGGAUCAGUGGACCUCUUCUAUUAAAAAUGUUUUGACUUAUGAAACUCUCCUCCCACUGUUCAGUCUUCCCUCAGAAAUUUCUCUGAGGGAGACUCAGUUGGACUCAUAACCUGUUAACAUUACAAGUUAUGGCUUAUACAAGGUUCAAAUCAAUAAUAAAAAAGCAAAUUGUGAAUGAUGUCAUUCCCCCUUUAUCCUGACAUCUCUAGACAGUAUGGACAAUUUGAAUAUGGGGUGUGAACAGGUCAAUUUACCUGUUGCUCAAUGUUAUUGUCUUCAUCAGGCUCCUGAACAAAUAAAACUAUAUAAUCUCCCCAUUUGUCCCUCUCUCACACACACACACACACACACACACACACACACACACACACACACACAC
Molecule: messenger RNA, 2269 nt
Organism: Scophthalmus maximus (turbot)
Lineage: Eukaryota; Metazoa; Chordata; Actinopteri; Pleuronectiformes; Scophthalmidae
Product: tyrosine-protein kinase STYK1
Exons: 11
Coding region: 245-1420 (391 amino acids)
Biological process (GO): positive regulation of kinase activity; multicellular organism development; cell surface receptor protein tyrosine kinase signaling pathway
Cellular component (GO): signaling receptor complex
Molecular function (GO): ATP binding; transmembrane receptor protein tyrosine kinase activity
Source: RefSeq, a predicted model, not a curated record